Molecule: messenger RNA, 2690 nt
Organism: Alosa alosa (allis shad)
Lineage: Eukaryota; Metazoa; Chordata; Actinopteri; Clupeiformes; Clupeidae
Gene: nedd1
Product: NEDD1 gamma-tubulin ring complex targeting factor
Biological process (GO): mitotic cell cycle; microtubule nucleation
Cellular component (GO): centriole; pericentriolar material; spindle pole
Molecular function (GO): gamma-tubulin binding
Source: RefSeq, a predicted model, not a curated record
CCCAAAACUCCAAAAGCAACUUAGCCCGAACAGAAGUAACAGCCAUCUGUCACAAACCGAUUUGCUACUAAGUCAAUAUAUGAAACAUGCCAACGCAUGCAUUGUAAUAUACAACUAGCAUUAACAGUGUUUACAUCCUAGAACGUUUCGAUCUUUUAGGUCAGUUGCCAUGGAAGAGGUCCUGCGGCUCGUGUCGUCGGGCGACUGCAUUAAGAUAUGGGACUCGAGCUCCAUGAAAGUUUUGGACCAAUUUAGUCCACACAGCAGCACGCAUCCGGUGUCUCAGGUUUGCUGGACCAGCAACAACCAGUACCUCAUCAGUGCCAGCAGCGUUGGAGACAAGGUUGUCGUGUCCAGCCUCAAGACCUCCCCCAUUCCAGUGAUCGAGCUUGCUGAAGGGAAAAAGCAAACUCGGGUCAGCAUCAAUUCCACAUCUCAGUACUUGGUGAGCGGUGGUCUUGAUGGCAUUGUCAACAUUUGGGACUUGAAGACAAAGAAGCUUUACCGCAACCUUAAGGAUCACAAACAAGAAGUCACAUGUGUGUCUUACAAUGCCAGCGACAGUUACAUUGUCUCUGGCUCCAUCAGUGGUGAGCUCAUUCUACACAACGUCUCCAAGAACCUGUCCAGCAAGCCCUUUGGUCAUGGAGCUAUUCAGCCUGUCCGUGACCUGAGGUACUCGGUGGUGAAGCGCGGCAUGCUGGGCAGCAUCUCAGACGUGGGCACAGUGGCUCUGUGGGAUGCCACCACACAGAAAGAGCUGCACACAUUUGACCCCGCCCACAAAGGGCCGGCCUCUGGCCUGGCCUUCUCCCCAGCCAACGACCUUCUGUUCGGAUCAGUGGGACUGGACAAGAAGUUCAUCUGUUAUGACACCAGCAGCAGAGUUAUCGUGCGCAACAUAAAGGUGGACUCUCCCCUCACUGCAAUCGAGUUCUUCCCCGAUGGGUCCACUCUGGUCCUUGGUUCCACCCAGGGUCAGAUACUGCAGUAUGACCUUCGCAAUCUCAGCGCUCCGGUGAAAACUGUUGCAGGGCACAAGACGUCCAUCACCUGCCUGCGCUUCCAGAGCACCCAGAUUAGACGCAAGUCGAGUAAAUUGGUUUCGGGAAAGUCCUCUGUUUCCCAACCGAAGAGGACCUCAGGGAAACCAAGCACUCCGCAGGCGGGGACCUUGACCCCAACCCCCGCAGUGCCCAGCCCCGAGCCUUACUGUGGAGAGAGAGGAGACGGCCAGGCCCACAGCACAGGGAUGGGCCUGGAUGGGUUCUCACGAGAAGCUGAUGGCCAGCACAGCACAGACCCGCUGCACAGCAUGGACAAGGCGGCGCGCGUGGGGCGGACCAGUCUGGACAUUUUCUCUCCUAUCAGAGAGAGCACCAACACAGAGGUGCGGGGAGGACGCAACAGCCUGGACAUCUUUUCUCCUGUCUGUGAUGAUCAUAAACUUCACGGAUCUGGCCUAGAAUCCAGUGGAAAGAGAGGAGGUGAUCUUGAUUUGGCGCCUCCGUUCACGGGCGUGUCGGCGCAGCGUAAGACCCCUCUGGGCACGACGGGGGGACGCUGCUACAGCCCCCUGUCAGUGUUCCAAACCCCGCCCAUCAAAGAGGAGGAGGCCCCAACGGAGACGCAAGACGGCAAAAUGUCUGAGAGGAAUGGUGGGAGCUCAAGCCAGGAGUCUGAUAGCCUGGCCACACCCCCAGCACUACAGAACUUGCGAAUGCAAUCAUCUAUCCCAGCAUACCUCACUCCGGAGAUCACCCACAGGAGGGCCAAUGACGUCACAGCUCAUCUGACCUACAAUUCACCCUUUAAUGGAGCACGUCCUACACUUGCUACAGCAGGAGCAGGGGCGUCUGAAUCAGUGGCCACCUCGCUGUCCGACCGGAUAGUGGAAACCAUCGGAGCAGAAGGGGCUGCAGCUCCUCUCACCAACCAACAGAUCGUCUUCAUCCGCAACAUGAUCCAGGAGACGCUGGAGGACCUCAGAGACUCCUGUCACAGAGACAUAGUGAACCUACAGGUGGAGAUGGUGCGGCAGUUCUGCAUCCAGCUGAAUGAGUUCCAUGAGGUGGUGGAAAAGUACUCGGUGAACAACUCGCUUCUUGAGGAGAUUGAGAAGCUAAGGGAGGAGAACCGACGCCUCAGAACCAACUAUUAACAGAUUUCACAGGUCUUGGAUACCCCCACUGAAAUCCCCAUGCAGUGUCAUCUUUGACUAUGUCUUCCAUGAAGCAGAGACAGAUGGGACAUUGAACAGGGCAGAUAAUGGAGAGUCGCGUCCUACAGUCAAAGGCACCUAAUACUCUUAUUACCUUUCUUGGCCUUUUGGAUAUCCAACCAGCAGAUGCUAUCAUUUUCUACCACACAAUACAAACCUAUAUGUUUUUUUAUAGUUGGGCAUAUGAAUGAACUGCUUGUCUUCAAAGUGCCUCUAUAGAAUGAAGAGUGAUUGUAUCUCUUACUCCAUUACAGUGAAUCAUAUGAUGCACUAUGCAAGAUCGCCAACAUGCAUAUAAUCAUGGUAAAGUGCUGUUGUUAGUGGUUUAGAGUUUUGCCUCAAAAUAAGCCACUUUGAAGUGCUGAUAUCAACCCCAAAGCCUCCCAGCCUGCAAUGAGCAAAGCAGCAGUGUGGCAUAAAGAAAUUGUCAUGAGUGUAACUUUUCAGAGUAAUAAAAUAUGUAUGAGAA